Molecule: messenger RNA, 5061 nt
Organism: Annulohypoxylon maeteangense
Lineage: Eukaryota; Fungi; Ascomycota; Sordariomycetes; Xylariales; Hypoxylaceae
Product: vacuolar protein sorting 33A-like protein
Exons: 8
Coding region: 1-5061 (1686 amino acids)
Biological process (GO): vesicle-mediated transport
Molecular function (GO): oxidoreductase activity; protein binding
Source: RefSeq, a predicted model, not a curated record
AUGGCUCCUCAUGCGGGGUUCGACCCUGAACAGAUCAGAGAUAAGGCACGCAAGGAUCUUCUUUAUCUCCUCGAAGGCGUCCGCGGAAAGAAAAAUCUCAUCAUCGAACGUAGUCUGGCUGGUCCGAUUGGCGUCGUAGUCAAAGUAUCAACCUUACAGGAUUAUGGAGUGGAUAAGUUCUUCUUCCUGGAAAACGGAAAUGCCGACACGAGCCAACGCAAUGUCGUGUUUAUGGCGCGAGGAGAGUGUGCCCGACAUGCUCAGUCUAUAGCCGACCAGAUCAAGCGACUUCAGCGUGAAAGCCAGAUCGGCCACGAAUUCCACGUUUUUUGGGUACCUCGCCGCACUCUCGUGUCCGACAAACUACUCGAGGAAGCUGGUGUGCUUGGUGAUGUGAAUAUAGCGGAGCUUCCAUUGUAUUUCUUCCCUCUAGAGCGAGAUGUCCUAUCUCUGGAGCUCGACAGCUCUUUUCAAGACCUCUUCCUAUUUAAAGACACCACACCGACAUUCUUAAUGGCGAAAGCCUUGAUGGACAUUCAAACGAAACAUGGACUCUUCCCACGUGUCAUAGGCAAGGGCGAUAAUGCAAAGCACGUAGCGGAACUACUUACUAGGAUGCGACAGGAGAUAUUGGCUGGAGAGGAUGCGAACGAGGGCACUAGGUCCGGGCUUACUCCAAGCAAUACGAUUGAAAGUGUCAUCAUAAUCGAUCGCGAAGUAGAUUUUGUGACACCUUUACUUACUCAAUUGACGUACGAAGGUUUGAUCGAUGAGCUUUGGGGAAUCCAGAAUAAUCAGGCUGAUAUUGAUUCAACUAUCGUGGGAGCUCCGUCGCAAGCCGCUUCCCAGAGCACGGCAUCUACCCCGACCCCCAGCACUACCUCGAGAAAGCGCAAAAUCCAACUAGAUUCUUCAGAUAAACUCUACGACGGACUCCGCGAUGCGAACUUUGCCAUCGUCGGUACUCUCCUCAACAAAGUUGCAAGGAGGCUACAGAGCGACUACGACAGCCGACAUGCAUCUAAGACGACUGCGGAACUUAAAGACUUUGUCAAGAAGUUGCCCGGCUAUCAAACUGAACACCAGAGCUUGAAGAUCCAUACUGGGCUUGCUGAAGAGAUUAUGAAACAUACUCGGGCAGAUGAGUUCAGCCGCAUGCUAGAGGUGCAGCAAAAUCUUGCCGCGGGUGCCGAUCCGAGUUCUCAAUUCGAUGCCAUCGAAGAGCUGAUUGCGAGAGACGUACCACUACGGGAAAUUCUGAGGCUUCUGUGCAUAUACUCAUGCAUAUCUGGUGGUAUCAAGUCAAAGGAUUUUGAUCAAUUCAGACGCUUGAUAUUAGAAGGCUACGGCUAUCAACAUCUCUUGACUUUACAUAACUUAGAGAAGCUACAGCUAUUCUUGUCUCGCACUUCGCCUAUGGCGAGCAUGAUUCCAAUGCCGGGCUCGGGGACGGCAACGGGAACUAAAACCAAUUAUACCUACCUACGCAAACAACUUCGCUUAAUUGUCGAUGAAGUCAACGAGCACGAUCCAAAUGAUAUCGCGUACGUUUAUAGCGGCUAUGCGCCACUUUCUAUACGGCUUGUGCAGUGUAUACUACAAAAGCAAUAUAUCCUCUCUAUCACACGUGGAAAUACGGGGGCCGCUGCAGGGACGGCUGCUGGAAGCGGCGCGCAAGGAUGGCGGGGAUUUGACGAGGCCGUAAAGCAUGCAAGAGGCCAAGCAUUUGACGAACUUCAGAAGGGCGAAGACAAGGCGGUUAAGGCCAGGGCUUUAUUAUCGGGGGCUGGCGACAAGAAGACAGUAUUUGUUGUGUUCGUAGGAGGUAUCACCUUCACCGAGAUCGCUGCGCUGCGAUUUAUCGCGAAGAAGGAAGAAGCCCGGAGAAAUAUUGUUAUCUGCACGACAUCAAUCAUUAGCGGGAAUAAGAUGAUGGAUGCUGCAAUAGAGAAAGAGUCUUUUGCAAAGGAAACACCUAAGCCAGCCGCUUCAUCUACGGGCUAUUCUGAUAUCACCAAAUCUUUACCCGCCGCACUUCUCGCAGAUUCGCACACUUCUUACAACGCUGAGUUAUCUACCUCUAGAGAAACGCCAAGAACAGAAUCCGAAAUCAUUGUACGAAUUGAUGAUUUAGAUAUUGAUACUGACAAUAUGGCAUCAAUCACGGUAUCACAGGAUGAAUCUACGCCUCAUCGGGCUCAAUCACCACUAAAAGACUCGAUACACCUUAGAAUUAACGGAACUCCCGGAAACUCAUUCGAGUCUCCACCGUCAGCCGUCUCUGAUCGCUCGGAGCUGACGUCCGCCCCUUCCACGUCGCCGCCCUCAAGCAAAGCGACGACACCGGUUGAUGUGGACACGCUCAAGGAGCCACUCUUAGCCCAGAUUGGCAAUAUUACCUCUAAUACCAAGUCAAAAAGACGAACGUUCGAUGUCCGCCCCCGAGUAUCUAUCCCGACGGAUAUCGCACCGCACGACUAUGCCAACCAGUGCAUAGCCGCGGCCGAGUCAUCUAGACUUAACCCUUACGCUUUACAUCAGGAUGAAUACUUGAUGUUGAGAAACCAUCUCAGUCACGCUCAGGUGACUACUUAUCUAAACAUCCGAAAUGGGAUUUUGCGAUUAUGGUUGAGUAACCCCCGAAUUGGUGUUUCUCGUGAAGAGGCCAUCGGAUGUGCCAAAGAUUCUAGAUGGUUUGACGCGGCAAACGUAUGCUAUGACUGGCUCAAUCGCUCCGGGUAUAUCAACUUCGGGUGCGCAGAAAUAUCCUCGCUUAGGAAGCGAUCAAAGAAGAUGAGCCUAGGCAAAAAGAGAAAGACCGUGGUUGUUAUCGGUGCUGGCCUAGCUGGAUUAGGUUGUGCAAGGCAUCUAGAAGCCCUAUUCCAACAAUAUGCCACAGAAUUCCAAGAAUCAGGUGAAGAGGCUCCAAAAGUGAUUGUCCUAGAGGGUCGAAAUCGCCUAGGCGGUCGGGUGUAUUCACGUGCACUUGACGGCAGCAAGAGUCAACAUCUAAUAGGAUUCAAAGGCCGGCGACACAGCGUCGAAUGCGGAGGGAUGAUUAUCACUGGAUUUGAAAGAGGUAACCCUUUGAACGUUUUAUUGAGAGGUCAGAUGGCGCUACCCUACUAUUCUUUACGACCUGACACCACCCUUUAUGACGCGAACGGUAAGGCUGUCGAUGAGAAGCGUGAUCGGCUUGUUGAAAAGCUUUACAAUGAUUGCCUCGAGAGAGUUAGCGAUUACAAGUUUAAGAAUCCGCCAUCGAAACUCAUAGAAGGCAACAAAGACUUGAUGGACGAGGGCCGAGAUAAUCGAGCGACAGGUAAAACUCAUGUCGAACCAGGUACCCCGGCUGUUCUCAAGGCAGCGUAUAAGGCGCGCUUAAUGGGCUGGACACUCAAAGACCAUGUCACUGAGGACCACGACCUAAGUCUUGACGCAGCAGCCAGGGCUCCUAAUGCUACACUCGGUUCUGUCAUGGAUGAAGCAAUUACACAAUACAAAGAUAUAGUCGAUCUCACGCCCCAAGAUUUUCGACUCAUGAAUUGGCAUAUAGCCAACCUCGAGUACAGCAACGCCACGAAUUACAACCAGCUCAGUAUAGGCGGUUGGGACAUUGACGCUGGAAAUGAGUGGGAAGGAAAGCACACGAUGGUUAUUGGCGGUUAUCAGAGUGUUCCAUGGGCUCUGGCGAACACACCUUCACGAUUAGACAUUCGAAAGAAUACGGAUGUCAAGCGAAUAUUCUACGACCCUGAGGGCUUGGGAACCACUCGAGUCGAAUCUGAAGAUGGAACUGUGCUAGAGGCCGACUAUGUCGUUUCAACCAUACCCCUCGGAGUUUUGAAGCACGGCCAUGUCGAGUUUAACCCUCCUUUACCGUCUUCCAAAACGGAUGCGAUUGGUCGCCUAGGGUAUGGUAUCUUGAACAAAAUUAUCUUGGUCUACGCGGAAGCUUUUUGGGAUACGACUAAAGACAUAUUCGGCUGUCUCCGUACGCCGAAUUCGCGUCACAGUGUCAAGCAAACUGACUACGCCUCGCAACGCGGACGGUGCUUCCAAUGGUUUAACGUAUCAAAUACAAGCGGCAUCCCGGUCCUUAUCGGCCUCAUGGCUGGAGACGCCGGCUUUGAUACUGAGCAUUCGGGAAAUGAUGAACUCGUUGCUGAAGCUACUGAAGUCCUUCGGGGUGUAUAUGGUGCUAAGGUCCCUCAACCGGUCCACUCUAUAGUUACACGUUGGGGUUCUGACAAGUUCGCUCGAGGAUCGUAUUCUUCUGCCGGUCCUUCAAUGCGUCCAGAUGACUACCAGACGAUGGCUAAGGCGGUUGGCAAUCUAUUCUUUGCGGGCGAACAUACAACCGACACCCAUCCCGCUACAGUACACGGUGCCUACUUAACCGGUUUACGUGCAGCUUCGGAAGUGAUUGGCACUAUGCUCGGUCCGAUUGAGGUUCCGACGCCACUUGUACUACCGAAGGAUUCCGCAUUCUCUUCUCGAGGAUUGAAGCGAAAAGAGCCCAGCGAUGGUUCACUACCCCUCUCCCCCAGGUCUAGCAAGCAAGCUCGCAUUGCCGAGUAUGAGCUCGCUACUUCCCAACAUAUCACAGCGCAAAUCGGGGAGCGGCCCUGGCGACCACAAAAGGUUGCAGCGAAUGCAUAUCUCCUAUAUAGCAAGAUCUCAUUCGAGGUGGCACGCAAGCGCUGCGAAGAAGGCCGCCGUCCCGGUAAGGGUAAGCCGAGCCCUAACGAAGUACGAGUCAUGACAAGCAAGAUGUGGAAGGAGGCGCCGCAAGAGGAGCGCAAGCCUUUCGAAGACCAGGCCGCCGAGAUCAAGGAAAAGUACAACGAGUCAGUGAAGGCCUGGGACGCUAAAGUUAAGGAGUGGGAUAAGAAAUGCCUUGAGAUCAAGGCCGAAUAUGAGAAAACCCACAAACUCGUACUCGGGGACGAAGGCAGCCCUGUUGACGAUAGCGGAAGCGGAAGAGAAAGAAGGCGCGCCAAGGUCAACAACUAUGCCGAGAGUGAGGCCAGUGACGUUGAUACUGGUAUGAAGGGUUAA